Callorhinchus milii (elephant shark) is the source of this 2222-nucleotide messenger RNA. It is a transcript of the gene prpf38b, whose product is annotated as pre-mRNA processing factor 38B. Bases 262 to 1863 code for a protein of 533 amino acids. The record is from RefSeq and is a predicted model, not a curated record. NCBI's taxonomy places the organism in Eukaryota, Metazoa, Chordata, Chondrichthyes, Chimaeriformes, Callorhinchidae. The transcript is spliced from 6 exons. Gene Ontology annotation, cellular component: precatalytic spliceosome.
GGGCGGCUGGCGCCAUUUUGUUUUAGUUUUUAACUCGACGAGGACGCGUGUAGCACCGGCCUUUUUGCUCCUCACGGUGGACCAGUGACCUCAGUGGACGGUUAGCUAUGUGUAUUUAACAACAUUAACGGGGUUUAAUUUUAUUAGAACAGUUUUUUUUAAAAAAAAUCUCCCGUAGCCCUCUCCUCUCUGGGCUGGUUGUAUGCGAGCGGUUAAUGUCCGGCCAUUCUGUCGUGAAGCGGAACUAAAAGCAGCAACGACAUGGCUAACAACACGGCGGCCGGGAACCAGCCGCCGCCGCAGCAGCAGCAGCAGGCGGGAGGCAGCGUCAAACCAUCCGCGUCGGGAAAACAGGGCAACGUGCUGCCGCUCUGGGGGAACGAGAAGACCAUGAACCUGAACCCGCUCAUCCUCACCAACAUCCUGUCGUCGCCCUACUUCAAAGUGCAGCUGUACGAACUGAAGACGUACCACGAGGUCGUGGACGAGAUCUACUUCAAGGUUACUCAUAUCGAGCCAUGGGAAAAGGGGAGCAGGAAGACUUCAGGCCAGACAGGCAUGUGCGGAGGGGUACGUGGUGUUGGCACAGGAGGAAUUGUUUCUACUGCCUUCUGUCUGCUCUAUAAACUAUUUACCCUCAAGUUAACUCGAAAGCAAGUGAUGGGACUAAUAACACACACAGAUUCGCCAUACAUCAGAGGUUUAGGAUUCAUGUAUAUUAGAUACACCCAGCCUCCAGCAGACCUAUGGGAUUGGUAUGAAUCAUUUUUAGAUGAUGAGGAGGAACUAGAUGUAAAGGCUGGAGGAGGUUGUGUCAUGACAAUAGGAGAGAUGAUUCGUUCUUUCCUCACAAAACUGGAAUGGUUCUCUACUUUAUUCCCAAGAAUUCCAGUCCCAGUUCAAAAGAAUUUGGACCAAUUGCUCAAGUCUCGACCAAGGAAAAUUGUCAAGAAGGAUGGAAUGGAAGAGGCAGAGCGUCCUGCAGAACGUAGACAUUCACGGUCACCGAGAAGAUCCCUUAGUCCUCGCAAGUCACCCAGGCGAUCCAGGAGCAGAAGUCGCCACAGGGAUGGUCAUGGAUCUUUUGGUUUUGAGAAAGAAUUAGAAAGGGAGAGGGAGCGACAGAAAAGAGAACGAGAGCAGAUUCGAGAUCGAAGUGAAAAGGAUAGGCAUAGAUCUCGAAGUUUAGACCGUAGGCGAAGUAGAAGUAGAGACCGACACCGAAGUCGAAGCCGAGAUAAAAGGAGUGAUAAAAGGGAUAAGGACAGAGAGAAGGAAAAUGAGCGAAGCAGAAAGCGAGACAAAGACCAUGAUAGAGACAAGGAAAGGGCAAGUGAGAGAGACCGAGAAAGAAAUUUUGAGAAAGAACCAGAGAGAUCAAAAGACAGGGAAAAAAGAAGCCGUUCAGAAAUGGAAGACAGGAAGCAUAAGGAUGACAAGAGAGAGAAGGAUGAAAGGAGACACAAAGAAGAUAAAAAGGAAUCCAAGAAGGACAAAAGGCAUAGUAGAAGCAGAAGCCGAGACAAAAGGCAUAGAAGUGGCAGUCCUGGUAGGGGUCGUAGAAGCAAAAGCAAAGAAAAGUCUAAACACCGAAAUGAACAUAAGGAGAAAUCAAACAAAAGGAGUAUUAGCAGAGAAAGGACUAGUGUGAAUGAUGGUGAACGAAUAAAGAAACGACGCAGUGAUAGCAAAGAACGUGUUCAUAAGCGCAGUCGGAGCACAGAACGAUCUCACAAGCAAAGCCACAGUGACGGCAAGGACCACUCAAGUAAACAAAGCCAUGGAAGGAGUCAGAGUACAGAAAGAGAGAACAAAAGUAAUGUGGAGGAACAGUUGGAAGGCAAUGCUACAGAUGAGGACUGAAAGUUUGAAUCUUUAAUUGUACAGUGAAUAAAUUGCUUGAAUUGAACAUUUUUCUUUAAAACAAUUUUAAAAAAUUAUGCUAUGGCUAGGAUAAAUGCGUCUUCAGAUCCCUGUAGCCUGCAGAUAUUUCCUGUUUGUAGGGAAGUGCCUUUGGUAACCAGCUGUUCAACUUACCAUUGUAGUUCAAAAAACAACUUUAUUCUGUACAAUGUAGUUGAUGAUACAAGAUUUGUUUUUGUUUGAAAUUAUGUUUUUGCAAGUACAUUAUGUACAUAUGUUCUGAGAGUUUUAAUCCGUGGCGCACCUGCCAUGUUGGUUCAUUUUGUAUGAUGGGCAAUAAACUGCCAGUACUUCAACUA